Molecule: messenger RNA, 2096 nt
Organism: Punica granatum (pomegranate)
Lineage: Eukaryota; Viridiplantae; Streptophyta; Magnoliopsida; Myrtales; Lythraceae
Source: RefSeq, a predicted model, not a curated record
CCAACCCGAGAAAAAGCGGGCGGCAAAAAAGGACCGGUGAAGGAGUUGUCUUUCCGUGCAUGACGGGGAGAGAGAGUGAUAGCAUAGAGAGAGAGAGACCAAUAUUGAUUAAUUAAUUAAUUAAUUAGAUUACUUUAAUUAAAUGGUCUUCUCUCCCCCACUUUGUCACUUGGUAAGUAGUCAGUCGGUCCUCUCUCUUGAAAGAAGUAAAAGCCGCAGACAGCCAUUAGCCAUGGAGGGAGAGCUCUGCUUCUGCUUCUCCCUGUGAAGAACAAACCAAUCCCUCAGAAACCUCUCCCCCCCUCUUCGACAGACCAGUUGGUGGAGAAGAAGAAGAAGAGGAGGAGGAGACAACUCGGCUCCAAGAGGGAAGAAGACGACUAUUUCGUCGGAUUAUUCUUUGCAUCAGCUUUUGCGGGGAGACACUGCGAUCAUAUAUGUCGUCUGGGUCUGAUCUGAUCACUGGAGCUCCGAAGAAGCUCUGCCUCUCUGUCUCUCUAAGACACAGGAUCUCCUCCUCCAUCUCCAUCUUCGUCUUCGUCUUCGUCUUCGUCUUCGUCUUCGUCUUCGUCUUCGUCUUCGUCUUCGUCUUCAUCUUCCGGUGCAUGCAGUGCUGGCCUCUGCUCAAGGCUGGGGAACAGAGCAUCUUCUCCCCCUCCUUCAUGCAAUUAAGACCGCACUGGACUUGCUCCGGGGUCGAGUUCUUUGGGCCUGAUCAUCACAGGACACAAUUUCUCGCUUCGAUCUCGGAAAAACCUCAGGUCUUGGGUCUCUCUUGAUACCCAGCACUGUCAAAGGUUCUUCAUUUCGCUGCUUGCUCGACCAAUACAUACAUAUAUAUAUAUAUAAUAUAGACGUAUAUAUAGGUAUAUUCUUGUCCUCCACACUCCGAUCCAAAGCAACGGAAAUGCCUGGGCUUGAGACUGAGAAGGUUCCUUCGGGGUCAUCGAGGUCGAGCCCUGGGGAGGGAUUCGUGAAAAAGAAACUGAACAGAGAAGAGAAUCUCAGAACAAUGAGGAGAGUUCGUGUGAUAUACAGUGACCCUGAUGCAACCGAGUCUUCAAGCGAUGAAGAUGACGCGUAUUACGACUCCAGGAGAGUACGUACAGGUCAUAAACGCAUUGUCAGAGAGAUUGUAGUUCCCGUUCCGAGGCAGGAAUCAGGUAGGGCGAGGGAGACCAGUAGCAAGAGGCCCAAGUGCAUUAGCAUAAGCGAGAAGUUUUAUGACGGGAAGAGAAAUCGGCCUUCUUCUAAUUCUAUGUACAAGGGAGUUCGGAGGAGGCCUUGGGGGAAGUAUGCAGCCGAGAUUCGGGACCCAAUUCGUGGCGUCAGGGUGUGGCUCGGGACAUAUGGCACAGCAGAAGAGGCUGCUCUUGCAUAUCAGAAGAAGAAGCUUGAGUUUGAUCGUGCAAUCAUGUCUAGCAAAAACAAGAUUUUGCCUAUCCAUUCAGACACCGGGUCCGAGGAGACAACUGCCUCAUUCUGCCUCCCAUCACCGUCUUCAGUGCUCGACGCCCAGAUCUCUGCUUCCUUCUGCAGCAAGCCCAAGCCACUACCUACACGAGAGGAGAAAAUGGCAGGGAGCCACAUCGAGGAAGCUAUUGAAGAACAGGAGCUGUUAUUCGACCCAGUUAUGAUAUCGUCGCCAGUGAUGAGUCAAGAUUUGGAUCUGGGUUGUGAGGACAACUUGCUGCUUGGCGAUGGGUUCUUGGAUUCUCCCGAGCUGGUCAGUUGGGUAGAUGAUCUUCCCAAGUGCAGGUUCCCGAACAGUGAUGUCCUGAAUCUCCCGGACAUCGAGCUGAGUCUCGAGAAGGAGGAGCUAGCAUGGGUCGACGAGGCACUUAAUAUAGCAUGCAUAUAAGUUUUGUAGUUAGGAUCUUAUCAAAUCAAACUAUAUAGUUUUGGUGUGUCUACUGAAAAAUGAAAUAUAUUUAAUAAGUUAAAAAAGAGCAUACAAUGGAGAGUUCUUGAGAGCUUCUCUUGGGUAUUCCUCGUCACAAUUUUGCCAUGAACAGAGAGUAUUCAUUACAUUAUCAGUAUAUUGUAUUUUUGAAGAGUUUUCUAUGUUGUGAUAGUAUAUUAAAUAAUUCCCUUCA